Molecule: messenger RNA, 2143 nt
Organism: Annulohypoxylon truncatum
Lineage: Eukaryota; Fungi; Ascomycota; Sordariomycetes; Xylariales; Hypoxylaceae
Exons: 2
Coding region: 1-2097 (698 amino acids)
Source: RefSeq, a predicted model, not a curated record
AUGGAGCAGAGUAUGGUAGAUGAGCACACGCUCAAGGUGCUUCACAGCGACCUUCACAGGAAGUAUCAAACUCAUGGGCCUAAGAUUGAGCAAAUAUGGCACUCCUUGAGUCAAUCGGAUCGAUCAAAAGCCAUGAAGGCUGGCGCAGCUGAUGGUGCCGUCUUGAAACACCCGCUAGAUUUCACGCUUGGAAACGUCUAUAAGUUCCUCCCCGACUGGAACCUCCGUGACGUAUCGGCUCCAGACUCGGAUUACUUUUUGCGUCUGCUCAAACAUCGAGCUACGACAUCACUCGAGGAACAAUAUAUCAACGGCUUCGAUAACUACCCAGGAGAUCAUGAUCACAUCACGUCCAUGAUAAACACACGGGGUCUUCGUCAUGUAAACUCCUUUAAGGAUAGCUUCACGUGGUUUAUGGAUGGAGAUAAGUAUGGUCGAUCUUUCACAAUAAAAAAGGAUCGCGAUGAGGUCUUACGGGGCCUCGAAAUCGGGUUCAAAUCUGGCAUGAUCAUCCCGCAAUCUGCCGGCGAAUUGAUACUUACGAGACAACUCUACAUGAUGCAGCUCCUCAACAUCAUGAUCGAGGAUGUGCUUGAUAUUGGGUCUACUACCCGUAGCCAACAGAAGAAACCUAAGAAGAACCCGCAAGAAUCCGUUUCAGCUGCUCUAUCUAGUCUCAGUAUCGCCGAUAAGAAACCCGUCAAGGUCGAAGUAUCUGACCUAAUCGCCAAUUCUCUUCAUCGGAAAUACUUUCUCGACGAGUACCUCGGCUUUAUCUGUGCGGAACCUGCUGUGCUUGCCUAUGAUGUCAAUAUUUGGUUCUUCAGCAGACCUGAACUCGUCCCUGACGAAAAGGGCCGAACAUUGCCUGUUCAUACAGAUAGGCAUAUCAGUCCCAUAUUCCUAGAGGUCGUCCACGGUGCAGUCAAGGCUGCCGCCAUAUGGAACUGCAUCUAUCGCCUUCUCCAGCUUGUCGCGGAGUCGAACAACAAGAUCCACACAGCUACACUACUCCAGGAGCUGUCUAACGUCUGUCAUUUAGAGUUUGAGCGAAACCAAGAUGCGUUGAAGAGGCACCUUGCUACGGGUUCCGGGUCUAAAUGGUUUCGGCGUGUGACGAACUCGACGGGGAGUCGGCUCGCAAUGAAAGGCGACCCUGAGCGCCUUAUUCGAGAGAAUCCGCAACUCUACUACCUCCUACACCUAUGCCAACCCGAAACAAACGUGAAAAAAGCCGUAGGCUGGCUCCAGAAGAUGGACCAACUUCACAAAUCUCACCCUCAGGAGCGCGAAGACUUGCAGGAGCGAGAAGCUGACUCCUUAUGUGACCUGGCAAUCAUCACCGGCUUUACCCAGUCUCUAUCAGCGUCCUUCCCCAUGCCAUCCUUCAGUAGAAAUAAGGGACGGAUGUUCGUAUCCCGAAUGGAAGAGCUCGAAACCGAGUUAACCCAGAUCAAGACGCAGAUUGAUCUUACAGACUUCGUUGCCCCUAUCGACAACCUCCUAGAACCAGGUGUGGCCGAGACUGCACUGAAGACUCUCGAUCGAUUUAUCCUAGAGAAGAUGGGUACCGGGAUGGGAUUCUUCAAGCAGCAAGUCAAGAAUAAAGACGCACAAAAGUCCGAGUCUGAGUUCAUCCCUUUACCUUCGGGAGGCCCAGCUCAGCCCCAAGAGGUCAGAGUCCAGGAGAGAAGGCAGAAGGAAAAAACACGACCAGCGCAUUCAUCCAUCUACGAUAUCAUCCCGUCAGCAAGAGCUUCAGCCGACAAGGAAGAACUAGAAUCAUUAAAGCCGAUGCAUAUGACGGUGAGAUCGGGCGUGGUUGAAACAUUCUCCACGUUAUUCUCCAGAUCAGAAGCUCGGGGUUCAAUCCCGUGGACCGCGUUUGAGACAGCAAUGUCAGACUUAGGAUUCUCGGUCAUACCCGAGUACGGAUCAGUCUACACAUUUGCGCCCUCUAACAAACUAUCGCUAGAUAGGUCUAUCAAGGUUCACAGGCCCCAUCAAUCUCGCAUCGAAGGCCAUAAACUAUUCUUCAUAGCUCGCCUUCUGAGUCGGACUUACGGAUGGACGAAGGAUACAUUCCAGGUCUCUUAGGUUGCUGAUGAGAUGAUAUGGGAUAUGAUUCUGCUUUAUGGAAGGG